GCGGCGCAGCGCUCGGGAUCGCUUGACGGAACACGACGGGGCAGAGCGAAAACAAACGAAGGGGCGUCCGGGGAGAAGUGUCACCAUGAACUGGAGUAAAGGUGGUCCGAGUGGGAAGCGCGGCUUCGGAUUUGGGGGAUUCGCUAUUGCUACCGGUAAAAAAGAAGAGCCAAAGUUGCCUCAUACCUCCCACAGUGUGUUCGUAAGGCCAGCGUCCUCAGACUAUGGCGCGGGUGGCAACUCCCAGAUGCCCUCCUUCUACAAGAUCGGCUCCAAGAGGGCAAACUUCGACGAUGAAAAUGCGUACUUUGAUGAUGAAGAGGAGGACUCCAGUAACAUGGACUUGCCGUAUAUCCCAGCUGAGAAUUCUCCUACCAGGCAGCAGAUGAGGUCCAAGGAUGAGUCUGACAGCGAGGAAGAUCCACUCGAGGCCUUCAUGGCUGAAGUGGAGGACCAGGCUGCCAGAGACAUGAGGAAACUGGAGGAAAAAGACAAGGAAAAGAAAAAUGCCAGGGGUAUACGAGAUGACAUUGAGGAAGAAGAUGAUCAGGAAGCGUAUUUCCGGUACAUGGCCGAGAAUCCCACAGCUGGGCUCGUUCCAGAAGAAGAAGAAGACAAUCUUGAAUAUGACAGUGAUGGCAACCCCAUCGCACCUACGACCAAGCGCAUUAUUGACCCUCUGCCUCCCAUUGACCACAGCGAGAUCGAGUAUCCACCUUUUGAGAAGAAUUUCUAUGAGGAGCACGAGGAAAUCACAUCUCAGACUCCACAGCAAAUCGUGGAGCUGAGGCACAAGCUCAACAUGCGCGUGUCGGGAGCGGCUCCCCCGCGGCCUUGCAGCAGCUUUGCUCACUUUGGAUUUGAUGAGCAGCUCAUGCAUCAGAUCCGGAAAUCGGAAUACACCCAACCGACCCCCAUUCAAUGCCAGGGAGUUCCCGUGGCUCUUAGCGGACGCGACAUGAUCGGCAUCGCCAAGACAGGCAGCGGUAAAACGGCAGCAUUUAUUUGGCCAAUGCUGGUGCAUAUCAUGGACCAAAAAGAGCUACAGCCUGGCGAUGGGCCUAUUGCGGUCAUUGUGUGUCCCACACGUGAGCUGUGUCAGCAGAUCCACAGCGAGUGCAAGCGGUUUGGAAAAGCAUACAAUCUGCGCUCUGUCGCCGUCUAUGGAGGUGGAAGCAUGUGGGAGCAAGCAAAAGCAUUACAGGAAGGAGCAGAGAUUGUGGUUUGUACCCCGGGUCGUCUUAUCGAUCACGUAAAGAAAAAGGCCACCAACCUCCAGCGUGUCACCUACCUGGUGUUUGACGAAGCAGACCGCAUGUUUGACAUGGGCUUUGAGUAUCAGGUUCGGUCCGUUGCUAGCCACGUGCGACCAGACAGACAGACUCUCCUGUUUAGUGCCACUUUUCGCAAGAAGAUCGAGAGACUCGCAAGAGAUAUUUUGAUAGAUCCGAUCCGUGUGGUUCAGGGAGAUAUUGGAGAGGCCAACGAGGAUAUCACUCAAGUCGUAGAAAUCUUGCCGUCCGGCCCGGACAAAUGGGCUUGGCUUACACGCAGGCUUGUGGAGUUCACGUCCGCGGGAAGCGUCCUCCUGUUUGUCACCAAAAAAGCCAAUGCCGAUGAGCUUGCCUCCAACCUGCGUUUGGAGGAUCAUCAGCUGGGUCUCCUCCAUGGAGAUAUGGACCAGAGCGAAAGGAACAAGGUCAUUUCUGACUUUAAAAAGAAGAGCAUCCCCAUUCUGGUGGCCACUGAUGUGGCAGCCCGCGGUCUGGACAUUCCGUCUAUCAAGACGGUGGUGAACUACGACGUGGCGCGAGACAUCGACACGCACACUCAUCGUAUCGGCCGCACGGGAAGAGCGGGAGAGAAAGGGGUGGCCUACACGCUUUUGACCCCGAAGGACAGCAAUUUUGCUGGGGACUUGGUGAGAAACCUCGAGGGCGCCAAUCAGUAUGUGUCUAAGGAGCUGCUGGAUCUGGCAAUGCAGAAUUCUUGGUUUCGUAAAUCUCGCUUCAAAGCCGGGAAGGGGAAGAAGCUAAAUAUCGGAGGAGGAGGCUUGGGAUAUCGCGAGAGACCUGGGCUCGGAGCGGAGAGCUCGGUGAGCGAUGUAGGACAUUCUCAUACUGAGCGCAACAUGGGUGGAAAUGUGCUAAGCAACUAUGAGGCCUUCAAACCUAGUGGAGGAGCGAUGGGUGACAGGCUGUCCGCGAUGAAGGCUGCAUUUCAUUCUCAGUACAAGAAUCAUUUCGUUGCUGCAAGUCUGAGCAACCAGAAAACUGGAACAUCCACCAUUAACUCUGGAGCAUGGACCAGCGCAGGCAGUUUAAGCUCUAUACCCAAUGUCCAACCAGAGCCUCUGGCAUCCCCAGCUGCAGCUUUACCACCGCCAGUUCCCAGAUCCAUGCCAGGAUUUGCGAGUAGUGGAACACUUUGCAGCGUCCCCACUGCUUAUCCUCCUGUCGGAAGCACCAGCUACCCGGCAGCAAGUCAGUUUGCUUCCCGCGAGGGGGCUAGCGGAAGCAGGGAAGGAAGCGGCGACAGGGAUAGGUCUAGUGAAGGCAGAAGUCGUCACGGGGACGGCCAUCGUUACGGUGAUCGGGAAGGGCAUCGGCACGGGGAAGGACAUCGGCACUCCGGCGGUGGACGGCACGGAGAGAGUCGUAAUGGAAGAGAGGGGAGGAGCGAGAGCUCCAGAGAUGGAGACGGUAGGAAAGAAAGUUCUCGAGAUGGAGAAUGGCGGAGAGACGGCUCCCGGGAUGGAGGAAACGGAAGGAGGGACAGUUCCCGUGACAGUGGAGAGGCACGAAGAGACAGCUCUGGGGACGGAAGGAGAGAUGUCUCGCGUGACGCGGGAGAUGGGCGCAGAGAGGGCUCACGUGAUGAUGGAGAGCCCCGAAGAGAUGCAAAGAGUGAAGCGUUUGCGGUACCUGACCCUCCCAAGCGUAAAAAGAGCCGCUGGGACAGUUAGAGGCCAAUACGGAUCUCCCGGAGAGGGAUUUCCACGAGUUGCUAAAGCUUUUUGUUUCUAUUUUGUUUUACCUGGCGUCGGAGGCAUGUUCACCGGUGUCAUCUCUGACACUGGAUAAAAGCAGGGGUUUAUCUACUGGAAGAAAAAGCAUCCUGAACUUCUCCUUAUCACCUCUCAGACUCUGGAGGGUCCGGCUACGUCGUCUUUGCUUUACAUAACUCUUCGCUCCCUCAUCUCUAUAUUAAUUAUAGAUCUGUCAGGUGGCGCCUCCGGUCCUUGCCGUUUCGUAGAAUCUCUCCAAACUGUGCGUGUUUAGGAAACGUGUUUCUGUACAUAGCGAAAUUUCAGGUUUUAUCCCUUCCUUUCCCUUCGUAUAACAACGUGUUCUCAUUUCACAGAUCAGGCUAUACAUUAAAGAAAGAUUUUGGUUUUUUUGAUGCUGUCGCUGAUUUGUACCCCCUUUCUGUUUUUCCACUCGGCAUGUCUUAAACAGUCAUUACUGUACACGUGAAAACGGCAAAACCCACCCCAUGCUCAAAAGAUGAUUGCAAGUGUGCAAGAUCGGGGACUUUAGUGGCUUGGGGUGAA
Molecule: messenger RNA, 3553 nt
Organism: Spea bombifrons (plains spadefoot toad)
Lineage: Eukaryota; Metazoa; Chordata; Amphibia; Anura; Pelobatidae
Gene: DDX42
Product: DEAD-box helicase 42
Exons: 18
Coding region: 86-2965 (959 amino acids)
Molecular function (GO): RNA helicase activity; ATP binding; nucleic acid binding
Source: RefSeq, a predicted model, not a curated record